AUGGGGUGGCCAAAUUCAUGCUCGCACACCUGGGGCAUGGAGGAUCUUGGGACACAGGCCAGGGUGUCCCACUACUACCUCCCGGUGUAUGCCUGGAUCCAGGACCAGCUCAAGCAGCACAGGGACGCAGGGGAGAGGGGCCCACUGGUCGUGGGCAUCUCUGCUCCCCAGGGCUGCGGCAAGUCUACGCUCUGCGAGGAGCUACACGCUGCCUUUGAGGAGCAGGGACUGAAGGCCGUGGGUGUCUCCAUCGACGACUUUUACCUCACCCACACCGAGCUGCAGAGAGUGAGCGGCGAGCACCCGGGCAACAGGCUGCUGGAGAAGCGAGGCAAUGCGCUGACGCAUGACCUGGAGCUGGGGACCGCCACGCUGCGUGCGCUGAGCUCUGCUGCUGGAAGCGAUGCUCGGACGCGCGUGCCGCGCUACGACAAGUCCGCGCACGCCGGGCGCGGCGACCGCUUCCCCGAGGACCAGUGGGCGGCGGUAGAGGGCCCGGUCGACCUGGUCCUCUUCGAAGGCUGGAUGCUGGGGUUUCAGGCCACCGAUGAGGAGGCUGCGGCUGCGAUAGACCCAGACCUCGUGCCCAUCAAUCGCGCCCUGCGCAGGUACAAGGAUGCAUGGGAUAUGUAUGUGCACUCCUGGAUCGUCAUCCAGGUGGCCGACUUUGUGAGCUGUUACAUGCCGGCCUACCGUCUGUACCUGCCCAGCCUGUACAAGGACGGCCCCACCACAGCAAGAAAGGGCCACACACUGGUGGUUGAGAUUGACCAGUCCCGCGUCCCCAUCACCGACCUCUCCGGCCUCCUGCCGGAUGCCUGA
Auxenochlorella protothecoides is the source of this 822-nucleotide messenger RNA. RefSeq names its product D-glycerate 3-kinase, chloroplastic. Gene Ontology annotation, biological process: photorespiration. The transcript is spliced from 5 exons. The record is from RefSeq and is a predicted model, not a curated record. Lineage: Eukaryota; Viridiplantae; Chlorophyta; Trebouxiophyceae; Chlorellales; Chlorellaceae. Bases 1 to 822 code for a protein of 273 amino acids. Gene Ontology annotation, cellular component: cytoplasm.